CGCAUAUACUAAAAGCUGGAAUUGCCUAUUGCAAACGCUCACUCAAGAUUGAGGCUAAUUUAAUUAUAUAGUGAGUUCACUUACUUUCUGAUGUGUUUUAUUUCAGAAGUCAACAUCACCAAAAUAAAGGAAAACAAAAACACAAAAAGAGUCAACACAAGCAUGGUGGUGAUUCAAGUCGUAAACAAUAUCACAGCGGAUCAUUUCAUAGUGGAUCAUCUAGUCUUGAAAUGGAGCACACAACAGGUAUCACCGCGUUAAAUGAGUUAUGAACGCCUGUAGUUUAUUGUUGAAUUUCGACAUUGCACAUAUAAUUUUGAUGUUUCCUUAGCCGCUAGUUCAAAAACACACUUUUCAUCUAGCCUCAUCGACACUAUAAAAACGGAACGGAUUAUCCAUCAGACGUAUUUCGGCAAAGAAAAGAUGGUUUGUGUGACAAUCCAUGUGUUUUAACGCAGCAAACAGAUGAACCAUCUGUGAAGACGAUGGUCUACAUUUAACGUGGCAAUGUGAUUGGAUCAGUUCCUACUUUUUUACUGGAAAAUUGGCUUAAGAUAUAUGUUCGUAUCUUUUACUAAUAACUGAGUAAAAUAAUUGUCAGAUUUUUUAGUUGGCAAAUAUCACCUAACAGAAUUUUCGGAGAAAAUAAUACCAAACUGAGAGACAACAAUUUCCUUGAAUUUUAACCGAUAACUGACUUGCAAAUGCUGCUGCCAUUACGACUUUCGACAUAAUACAUCUUUUUCGUUUCCAGGCCAUGGGUCGUGUGUCUUAGAAGUUUAUGACGUCAUAUUGAAUUCACGUGAUCAACAUCAGGUAGUUGAUGACUUGCUGCAAGCUGGAGCGAAAAUAAGUUGGAACGAAAAGACUAAACAGUCGGGAAAGACGUUGACUGCUAAAGCGACUUUUAAUUCAUAUGAACAGGCCGAGCAGGCUUUAAUGACGAACACUAAUCCAAAUUAUAAAUUGCGUCGGUGCCCGGCUGAUAUUCCGUUCUUGGAAAGCCAAAACUUUUAGGAUUUUAUGUCAUUAUUUUUAAGCUUUUUAGUUAGGGCAUUGACGCGUUAAUUUUAACAAAAUUAUGUUAGAAGUAAUGAAGUAAUAUUGAUUCAAUAGAAGUAGUAGAAAUUAAUUGUAGUAACCUGUCAAAUUUUCUUAGGGACCGUUCAUUUUUUAUCAGGAGGAGGGGGCUGGUGGUUUUGGGUGCUUUCAUUGAUAAUUUCGUCUCGACCCCCCAACAGAUGCAGGGAAAUUUCCAGUGACCCCCUUUCUACUCCAAGUUUUUUUCCCAUGAUCCCCGUACAUGCAUAUGGUCUUGGACUUUUGGUCAUGCUAGGUCCUACCCAAGCGUCAUAAGAUAAGCAAUUGUAAAGCAAUAUACUUCAUUUUAUAAUAGGACAAAUCGUCAUUGUUUUUUGGCU
Paramuricea clavata is the source of this 1421-nucleotide messenger RNA. Lineage: Eukaryota; Metazoa; Cnidaria; Anthozoa; Malacalcyonacea; Plexauridae. The record is from the annotation of a GenBank genome assembly.